AUGCAGUGGCGGGCUUGGGCAACGCUGGGCCCAGCACUCUGGUGCGCCGCAGUGACGGCACUGCCAAAAUCUACAGCACCCAUUGCGGACGACAAUAAUCGCGGCGUAUCAAACGUGCCCUGGACUGAUCCGACGCUCAAGGACCCGUUGUGGCUUAAGUAUGGGCUCAACGCUUCCGCCGAAUAUAAGUAUUUCCACGAACCAGGUCGCGACGACAUCCUCGGCCACUACGACAGUCGGUACUUUACCGCGCCCGUGAGCGAUUCCGAGCGCGCAGAUACAUUGACACACAUGGUUCGAGCUUAUUUGAACUUCUUCGAUGAGAAUGAUUUGGAAACAUGGAUAGCACACGGGACCUUGUUAGGAUGGUGGUGGAACGGGAAGAUUCUUCCAUGGGAUUGGGAUAUGGACACCCAAGUCCCCGAUACUACCCUCGCCUAUCUGGCCGACCAUUACAAUCAAACCGUCGUUGGAUAUGUAGCGCCUGGAACGCUGGACAGGCGAGACUAUUUACUGGAUAUCAACCCGUGGUCGCGACAACGCGAGCGCGGCCAAGGAUUGAAUAUUAUAGAUGCGCGAUUCAUCGACACCAAGACGGGUCUCUACAUCGACAUCACGGGAAUCAGUCGUCUUGAGGCAGAUCAUCCAGACAUCUGGCAAUGCAAGAAUUUCCACAAGUACCGUCUUCAGGAUAUUUAUCCCUUGCGCCGGACGACGUUCGAGGGCACUCCGGCUCGAGUUCCCUUCGCCUACGAUGCGCUAUUGAUCGAAGAAUACAAAGAAGCGGCGCUGAUCUCGACGAGUUACCAUAAUCACACAUGGAUCCCUGCUAUGGCCGAGUGGGUACCAGAUAAUGCAGUCUCGAGCAUACACGUGAACGAUUCGUACGAAGACGAGCAAUACGAAUAA
Messenger RNA from Penicillium oxalicum, 909 nucleotides. RefSeq names its product putative mannosylphosphate transferase (Mnn4). The transcript is spliced from 3 exons. The coding region runs from base 1 to 909 and encodes 302 amino acids. The record is from RefSeq and is a predicted model, not a curated record. NCBI's taxonomy places the organism in Eukaryota, Fungi, Ascomycota, Eurotiomycetes, Eurotiales, Aspergillaceae.